CAGUGCCUACCUUGGUACGCACUCAUUCUCAAUGUAUAUUCCUUAAAGCUCCAAUCUGUAUGGUCUGUAUUGCCUCUCCCUGGUUAUAACGAGCUCUUUCUAUUUAUGUAAACAGUAAGGAAAAACUCAACCCGAGAUCCAAAUAAUGCAAGGUCGAAAUGGUCUUUUUAUGAGAAACAUUAGAACUAAGCAAGCCAUCUCCUGCUAAAAUAAAGGGCAAAAGAAUUGUGAAGCACUGACAAUGCCUGCCUUCACUUUACUUAGUAUCUGAUUGAUGAGCAGACAUUCAUCCCAUGAGGAAGAAGAAACCUAAAUAUUCCCUUGUAACUGUCCCUCUUAAAUUCUUAAUGGAGGGAUGAAGAAGCGAACAAAACUAACAAUCAUUAUACGACCAAUUCAUUUCUUUUAAUCUGAUGUCUCUUCCUGCUUCAUUCAAUCUCAAUAUUAGGCUUCCGUCUAACUGUUACAAACCUGCAUCAAAACUCUUUCCAGCCUUUCCUUCAAGUUUAUCGAUAACAAAUUCACAGAAGUACGAAUGCCCAACUUUUCUGUUCCCCCCAGCAAACCAGAGUGUUGCAGCAAUUGUUUUCGGAGAUGGUUCACAUUCACAACUCUAUCCAUUGACAAAGCGAAUAGCAGAAGGCGCCAUUCCUAUAUCAGGAAAUUACAAACUAAUUGAUGCAGUUGUCAGCAAUUGCAUCAACAGCAGCAUUACAAAAAUCUACGCUCUUACGCAAUUUAACUUUACUUCUCUAAAUUCUCACCUCUCAAGAGCUUAUGCGGGGGCACACCUUGGGAAAGAGGGAUUCGUUGAAGUUAUUGCAGCAUAUCAGAGUCCAGAAGACCAGGACUGGUUUCAGGGAACUGCUGAUGCUAUAAGAAGGUGUUUGUGGGUGCUCGAGGAGUAUCCGGUUGUUGAGUUUCUAGUCCUUCCUGGUUACCACCUUUAUAAAAUGGAUUACCAGAAACUUAUAGAGGCCCAUCGGAGCAGCAAAGCCAAUAUAACUGUCUCAGUAUUGAGUAGUUCAAGAGAUGAAGAUUUAGGAUUGGGAAUUUUCGAAGUUAAUGCUCAAAACCAAGUUAUCGAUUUUAGAGAGAAUCCCGAGAUGGACUCCUUGAAGUUCAUGUCAGAAAAGAAUUCGGUGAAAUUCAAUGAUAUUGCUCAUCAUAAUUUCCCAAGCAUGGGAAUCUAUGUCAUUAACAAAAAUGUCAUGAGACAGCUCCUGAAGGAAUAUUUUCCUUUUGCGAAUAACUUGAGAAGUGAAGUAAUUCCAGGUGCAAUUUCCCUAGGAAUGAAGAUUUGUGCUUAUAAAUUUGAUGGUUACUGGGAGAACAUGAGAAGCAUAGGAGCAUACUACCGCGCUAACAUGGAAAGCACCAGAAAAACAAACAAUGCAUAUAGCUUCUACGCCAUAGAUUCUCCAGUGUACACUUUACCUCGGAGUCUGCCUCCAACUCUAAUAACUGAUGCUGUUAUUACAGAUUCUGUCAUUGGGGACGGUUGCAUUCUCAGAAAAUGCACGAUAGAUGGCACGGUCUUAGGAAUGAGAACAAGAGUUGGUGAGGGAGCCAUCAUC
Molecule: messenger RNA, 1577 nt
Organism: Olea europaea var. sylvestris
Lineage: Eukaryota; Viridiplantae; Streptophyta; Magnoliopsida; Lamiales; Oleaceae
Product: inactive glucose-1-phosphate adenylyltransferase small subunit 2, chloroplastic
Exons: 7
Biological process (GO): glycogen biosynthetic process
Molecular function (GO): glucose-1-phosphate adenylyltransferase activity
Source: RefSeq, a predicted model, not a curated record